AUGGGAGAGAGUGCAUCGGUAGCUGGACUGAACGAUGCCGAGGAGGCAGCGGAAAGAGAGCGGCUGUGCGGGAACGAUCAGUUUAAGUGCGGGAACUACUGCGCAGCCAUCAAGUAUUACAACAAGAGCCUCAGCCUUGAUCCCGACGUGGCUGCAACGUAUGCUAACAGGGCGCUGUGUCAUCUUAAGAUGAGGGAUUGGAAUGCUGCCAAGUCCGACUGCACCGAAGCAAUCAAAGUGGACUGUGGCUAUGCAAAGGCGUUCUAUCGGCGAGCACUGGCAUUUGAGGGCCUGGGCGAUCUCCGAGGAGCUCUGAAAGAUCUGCAGGUGGCGAUCAAGGUGCUACCUGACGACGCCGAGCUCUUGGAGAAGCUCAAGGUGAUAAAACGUAAGCUCCGGGUUGCGUUUGUCAAGGAGGCAUCUCCUCUGUUGCCAUUUGUAACGGAGUUUUUCAUAACAUGUACACCAAAUUACACAAUGAAACUUUAUUAA
Messenger RNA from Selaginella moellendorffii, 492 nucleotides. RefSeq names its product mitochondrial import receptor subunit TOM34. NCBI's taxonomy places the organism in Eukaryota, Viridiplantae, Streptophyta, Lycopodiopsida, Selaginellales, Selaginellaceae. The record is from RefSeq and is a predicted model, not a curated record. The transcript has 4 exons. The coding region runs from base 1 to 492 and encodes 163 amino acids. Gene Ontology annotation, molecular function: protein binding.